AAACAGAAUGCCUAGUUUUCUCCACUUUCUUUCCUUUUGCCAUCUCUGGUGGGUGGCAAGGCCUGGUUUUCGGUGGUGGGUCUAGUCAGGACACAGACUAGAGAUGGCACUGAAAAAAUGGCAUGGUGCUACUUAGAAGGCUAAGCUUGAUGGUGGGCCACAGAAACACUUGAGGCCUCCUUACUCACUAGGGAAGCUUAAUCCAGCCCUUAAGAUCUGCCUGGGAAGACGAUAUUUGCUUGGGUCUGCAGUCUGAGGGCACCAGAUCCAGAAAGUAAGCUGGGAGUUAUAUAUAGCUCAGUGCUUUAUAUGGUAUAGUGAGCUAGCUGCCCCCCACUCUCCUGCUCACCCCACCCCAACCUGUCAGCCGCUGACAACCACCACAUAGUUUCAAGGAUGAUGCACGCACCACAAAAGCUCUGCCAGCAUUUUGUCCACUGCCCUCUGGAAUCCUUUUAGCCGAAGAGCUUGCCUCUUCUGCUGCAUGAGUCAAGACAAGCAUUAGAUUUCCAGAGGACCGACUUCUUUUCACACCAUUCUAGAAGCUAAUUAAGCCUAGAGGCCCAAUUAGGAAAGAAUUCGUUGGGAAGUUGGUAACUAUUUCAAGAAUGUAUGAGCACCAGGGAAACCUAUGCCCAGAAAGUUGAACUACCAAGUGCAGCAGCAGAAUUUUUUGUAUGAGAGUAAAGUGUAAAUUGCUGGAGGAUCUGGGUCUUGAAAUCAGUAAGGCUUUCUGUGACAUGAAAGGCACGAAAUGUAAUCUCUGAGUGUGCUUUGUAAAUGAGGGAUCCAGACACAGGACAUUUAGAAUCUGACAAAAAGAAAGUUUCAGUGAAAAGCAAGGUCCCUGGAAAGGGGGUUCAGGGAAACACUGAUUUAGGUAAAAUAUUUAAGUUACAAACUACCUGGCUUUAGAAAAAGAGCCAAAAAAACGCAUAUAACUCUGCGCCAGUUUUGUGUAAUGUAGAUCAGAUGUCUGCUCCGUAUAUGGUUAAAUGGAGGAUGUCUGUCUCCCCGAAAUUCUCCAGCAGGACGUUUAUUUAGCUUUUUCAAAAGAGCCGCUGAUAGAUCAAGGAGAGAUAUUCCUUAUAAGGAAAAGAAUGCAGAGAAUUUGAAAAUAGCCCAGUAAGACUGAAAGCAAGAGAAGGAGAAAAAUCUACUACGAUCUUAAGGGGAAAAAAAUCAUAAUUAUUGUAACUAUGUGGUUCUAUCAUGUCUUUAUUGAAAAGUCUUGUUUAAUGGUGCAUUGGAAUGAGGUGAGGCAGAAGUGGCAAAGAGGAUAUUUAAAGCCAGCUCGGUGGGGGAGGGCGGAGCCAGGAGGAGAGGGAGGUUUUUGAAGCUGUGUUCUUUUCUUUCCACUGGAAAAUUAUCCCUAAUAUGGUACACUUUUUUUUUUUGGUAGUAUAUUGAUCAUCUUCCCCUUUAAGACAUUUUAGGUUGUUUGGAAUCUGUAGGGAUGUGCAAGACGUUUGUGAAGAAAUGCUAUAUUUAGAGUGAUUCCUAGCUAGUAAAAAUAGUGAAGACUUGAGGAGGAAGAGACAGAUGUCACUAGAGAAAGGUAGGAGAGAGGUCAACUUCCUGAGGUAGAAUUGUAUUAGGACAUUGCACUAUUACUCACCAAUGUAAAACAUUUUCACAUUUUUCUACUACUAAAAACAUUUUUCUAUUAAUUUACCAACACACUUUACAGAUCCUAUUCCAGAAAUGGGCUCUUCCUAGCUUGAAAGGUUGUAACUUGCAAGGUCGGAUCUCUGAUGGUUUUGUUUUGAAUUUUUUGUCUUCCCUCCACAUAAGUGAGGCUGAAGGGGAUCAAGCGCUCCAUUUUCUCUCUGGCCCAACCCCUUCCCCAAUAACUGUGAUGUCUCUGACAUCUGCAGUAUGUAAGUCUUUAUUCCCUGUAGGUCUUUGCUUUCUAAAUCAGUGAUUCUCAACCUUACCUAAACAAUCACCUAGGAUGGUUUUAAAACUUAAAAUCCAGGCUGUACCCCAGGCCAAUUAGAAUCUCUGGGAGUGGAAUGCAGGCAUUAGUAUUUGUUAAAUACCCAGGUGAUUCCAAUGUGCAGCCAAGGCUGAAAACAACUGUCCGAAACUCUUGUAUAAUGACAUCAGUGUGAAAAUGAACUCACCUGAAACUGACUUUCCCAGAUGUUUGAAAAGCAGGACAUUAAGUCACUAGUUGGCUGCCUAGAGCAUUUGCACCUGUCCAGCAGUUUCUGCUUCUCCUGGAGGCUCCCAGAUGCCCCCUUCUCCCACCCUCAAAGUUGGAGGCCCCCAGUCUGUACUCUUAGGGAAGCAGUUGUGACCUCCCUCCUGACUAGAUGAACUGUGUGGAAACAAAGCUAGAGGCUCCACCUACAGGAUGUGAGGGCCCAUGCUGGGCUUUGUGAGAGUCUCAGCAGAGGGAGGCUGUGAGAAAGUCCAUAGCAAAUGAGUCAGAAAAGCAAGGCGCUUCCUCAUUAGGGCUUUGGCGUAGGAGGGGGUUGUCAAGUGUGUUUUCUUUUUCUUCAUUAUUCCCACACUUAAACACAUAGGAACUGACUUGAAGGGCCUUCUGUGGGAAAGGUGAGGAAAGAAAGCUGUGAGACUUAGAAGACAUUUAAAAACGUAGCCGAAGGGGAGAAUUGGCAGGGGGUGGUUCCCAAAGAUUGUGUCCGCUUUGGUUUUCAUCCAGCUGUAGCCAGACCCUCUCAUAGGGUUCUGUAGCCUUCCUUGGUGUGCCUUUUAAGACAUCUCAGUCCGGCCCAGAAUUGGUCAGAUUCCAGAAGAUCUCAGAGGCUGAUCUAAAACCAGAGAAGGUUGUAACUAGAAGGGACCCUUGAGAUGAUUGUUUUUGUGGAAAGGAAAGUAAGUCCCAGAUAGGCUGGCGGGCUUGAGGUCCCACAGCUGGUUAUAGGCCGUAGCCUGACUCUUCAGACAGUGCCUGUGUAUUUAUUAACUAAAGCUAUCAUUUUAACUACGUACAAGGUAUUGUGCUUAGUGCUUUCUGUCAUUUCAUAAUCCUCACAGCAAUCCUAUGAGAAACGUACUACUAUUAACCGUGCUUUUACAGAUAAAGUCAAGUUGUUUUCCGUCACACAACCAGGAGAGAACCAAAAGCCAGAUUCUAACCUAGGGAGACAGCAUUUAGGAGGUUUAACCUCUAUGCAAUACGUUAGUGGUUUUCCCUUCAUGAGUUUGGAGGGAAGGAGAGUUGUUGUGGUUAGGAUCUUGUGUUCUGGGGUUCUUUACAUCGAGGAACAAUCCCUUUGGGGGUACAUUCAAGCCCCAAACCCCUCGCUCGGCUUCUCUCCUUCCUGGGCAUGGGAAACUGGCAGUCCCGAGCGGAGCGCUCCCGCCGCCAACAGGCGGCACCGUCGCCCUUUGCAGCCAAAUCCGUUACUCGGGUUCCCCACGGCGCAGGGGAGGGGCGCUGGGAGUCGAACUAACACCCUCGGCGCGUUGGCCACCCUCCCGCUCACCAGGUGCCCCGGCAGCCUGCGCGCAGCGCCUGUCAGCCCCGCGGCCGCGAGCAUGCGCGGUGCCUCCCUCGGUUGGAGAAUUCCCGGGGUCCGCGGCGCGCGCCCCGCCCCGCCCCGCCCGCUGGGCCCGCCCCCGGCUCUCGCUCACCCGCCUGCGGUUCGCCUGCGCAGCCUAGGAGGUCGCGACUUCCGGGCUGUGCCUGGGCCGCAGGGGGCGCUGCUGUGGCGCGCCGCGGCCUGGGCGGGGUGGCCGGGCUGUCGGAGUGCGGCAGCAGCAGCGGCGGCAGGAGCGCAGCAGCCGGCCUCUCCCGGGGCAGUCCGCCAGCCUACCGGCCCGCCGCCGCCCGGCGCAAUGGCGGGGAGCAGUUCGCUGGAGGCGGUGCGGAGGAAGAUUCGGAGCCUGCAGGAGCAGGCGGACGCCGCGGAGGAGCGCGCGGGCAGCCUGCAGCGCGAGCUGGACUACGAGAGGAAGCUGAGGGAGACCGCAAAUGCAUCCAGCACACCGGAACAGGAUUUCAGAGUUCGCAUGAAAUAAAAAGGCCUGACCUUUGAUCAUCCCAUGCAGUACUCCAGUUCAGGUAGGACUUUGAACAUACAUUCCAGAGGAUUUAUUUUUAGGAUAUAAUAUUAUUCUCCUACAAUUAUUUCUUCUUAAUUGUCCUCACAGAAAUACUUGUUUUUAAAGUAAAAAUCAUUGCUAUUUUUAAAUUGCCUUUAGUUAUAUUGGCUAGAACACCUGGAUUUCAUGAAAAUCUAGGCCCUGUAAAAGUUCUCUUUCAAGUCAGACUUGGAGUAACAUUUUGCUAUAUUGUGUGGGCGUGCCCUUGAUAUCUAUUGUAGUUUCUUAGGUAGCUGGUACCUUGUGGAAGGGAUUGGGGGACACAUGCAGCUCUAAGACACACGUGUAGAGCGCCUGGUGGUUGUUUAACAACAGAUCUGCAGGAAGACAGUUGGUAACCUUUACUAAUAUAGCAGUCUCUUUUCUGAGUAGUUCAUUACAUCUUGGGACCCAAUAGCACUUUUGAAAUGAAAGAAACUAGCAUCCCAAAGACUUCACCAGCAGUGUCAACACAUGAGCUGUCGUUAGAAGCUAACCCAGUACACGUGGGUGACUUCCAUGCCUGGAAAUAAUUUGCGUCUGGGGUCUUGACCCUUCCCAAAUGCCUUGUUAUUUAUAUUUGCUUUUUAAAUAACAGAUGGUCAUGUGUCUGUAGGGUUUGUACUGACAGGCAACAGCCAGUUAAGUCUUAAGUAAACUGCCCAGGUGCUGUGAUGGAAAGAACCUUAGAAAAUAUCUAAAUAAGCCUCAGAACUCAGAGAAUACAUACCGGGGAUAAAAGCUAGUGCAGGUGAGAGAUGUGGGCCUUUUGAACAUAGAGCAUAAUCCACUCCCCGCCCCCACCAAAAAAAAGUGAAAAUAAGGGUGUCCUUAAUUAAUUUAUGGAAUUGAGUAUAUCUUGAAUUCUAGAGAACCAAACUAAGUUGUGAUCAGACCAGUAUGGUGAGGCCUGAGAAGCCAGUGAGAGCCCAGGUUUUUCCCGGGGGAAGCUUAUAUAGAGAUCGAUACACCCCAGACACUGCUUUCAGAUCUGGGCUGUUACCUACAAGCACCUUUGCCCAUCCUGCUCUGAAACUUCUGGGGCAGCAGGCGUUGGUUUCUGGGGUUGAGAACAAAUGCUCUGUGUCCUUGUGUGAGCUGGUACCGCCCUGGUGUUACUUGAUGAUGUUUUCAAUUUUAUACGACACCUUUUUUCCAAAUGGAUUGAGAGGACUUGUUUAGCGGAUGAUAUUCAGUACAGUAACCGUUUUUCUAGUCCUGGUUAGGUUCUUUCGCUGAAGGCCUUUUUUCAGGUAGGGAGUUGGAGUCAGGGUGGCUGUAGAGAACCUGCUGCUCUGACGUCAGAAAGCAGAAAGACUCCAUAGGUGAGAACCACCAGUUCCAGGGCUUCCAUGAGGCUCCAGGAGGCCUUGAGAAGGGAGGCAGGCAUGCCAGCACGUUGAGGACCAGGGGACUUUGGUGCUAGUCUUACCUGCCGCUGAUGGCUGUGACCUGAACAUGUCAAAGAUCCCUCCCUCUUCCUAUUUUCUCUUCUACAAAGAGCUAGAUGAGUGGUUCCCACAGGAUUUUCCAGCUUCUUUGGAUGGUGGGUGGGGUAGAGGGGGGGGUUGCUUUUUUAUAGUGCAGAUUCCUGUCCUCCUUUCUGACCUCUUGAAUCAGAAUCUCUAGGGAUGGGGCCUAGAAAUUUGUUUUGUUUUUGUUUCUUUUUUAAAAUUUUUGGCUGCAUUGGGUCUUUGUUGCUCCGCGCAGGCUUUCUCUAGUGCAGCCAGCGGGGACUGCUCUUCGUUGCUGUGCAUGGGCUUCUCAUUGUGGUGGCUUCUCUUGUUGCGGAGCACGGGCUCUAGGCACACGGGCUCAGUAGUUGUGGCGCACGGGCUUAGUUGCUCCGCGGCAUGUGGGAUCUUCCCGGACCAGGGCUCGAACCAUGUCCCCUGCAUUGGCAGGUAGAUUCUUAACCACUGAACCACCAGGAAAGCCCGGAAAUUUGUAUUUUUAAUAUGCAUCUCCUGGUGAAUUUGGACACCCAGCCAGUUGUGGGAACUGCUGGACAAUGCCUAGGGACCCCUCCAGCUAAACAUCUUAGACCCCGUUUUGUGGACCACCCACAGGUCUGUUCUCUGUGUUGCCCCUGUCCUGGCUCCUAGAACAGGUCUCCAUUACCAUUUGUUGUUCUGGUGCCGUAUACGAGGCCUAUUGACUGGUAUUUACGUAGGGCACAACCCCUAAUGUAGGUUCUACAAAAUGCUCCUGGGGAAAAGGAGUUAAUGACAUUUAUAAAACAGUAUCCAGAGCUAAGGGAAAGAACGGUUAGAGUGGAGGCAAUAAGAGGGAAGAGGGAAGCGGGAAGAUUUGGAUUGAUGGGCGUCCCUCUCAGGUAGGGAGAUCUUUCGUGCAGAGGCAGGAACGAACAUGGGGUGCUGUCUCCUUACUCUCUGAUGCCCCAGGUGUGUGGGAGGCCAGGGACCUGGACUGGCCUGGCACCUGGAGGGUUCUUCCCCGGAGUAUAAACAGUCUCCUCUCUGUGAGUCCAAAGUCCUUGAGGUUGGGGCCCAGAUCGAAAACAGAACAGGAAGCUUAGAGUGUGGUGGCUACAGAAAUUGUUUUGAAAAUCUUGUUGACAUUUCUCUGGCUGCAGCACCUAUAACAAGGAUAUUUAAGAAAAGGGGGAAGAAUACUUCUGAGUACAUGACCUAGACACUCUGCUGAGGUUUUUUUGUUGGUGGUGUUUUGGAGGGUGGUUUUUGUUUUGCUUUUCAUUUUAGUUUUCAGCUUUCAGGGUUGCUUGCUUGUUUUCCCCCAUUCAUGAAAUGAAUAGAAUUUUACUAGAAAUGGAAAAUAUAGAAAAGAAAUCUGACCUGAUCCCAAAGUAUACCCUUAAUGUAUACCUCCUUCCGGUUUCGUUUUGUUUUGUUUUUUUACAUGGGGCUAAAAACUUUCUAAAGUUUCCAUACUUAAGAAAUGUGUUAUCCCUAUUACCCUCAUCCCUCCUCCAAAAAACUCCCAACAUUCACCUGCCAGACCUGGUGGAGCCCAUUACUAGCUGUGUACCUGCAGUGAUCUACUUUGUGGGCCAGUGCAACUGUUAACUGACCUCGGAUUCAUUUCACAUUUUCCCCUGCUCCCUGCCUCCAACAGCCAAUUAUUACUACAUAGUUAAUUUUGUGUGUGUGUGUGUGUGUGUGUGUGUGUGUG
This is a messenger RNA of Lagenorhynchus albirostris (white-beaked dolphin), 7209 nucleotides long. RefSeq names its product caskin-1-like. Lineage: Eukaryota; Metazoa; Chordata; Mammalia; Artiodactyla; Delphinidae. The transcript is spliced from 3 exons. Bases 3142 to 3993 code for a protein of 283 amino acids. The record is from RefSeq and is a predicted model, not a curated record.